UUAUUGCGUCAUCGCGUGGAGGAGAGAAGACGCGUUCCCGCCGCGCUGCCAUGAUGCUCGUUCCAGAGUGAUGCGAUCGCGGCAAUCUCCAAGAGGCCGGCGCCAUGAAUCGAGGCGCGAUUGGCAGCGUCGUCCUCGCCAUCGCCUUGCUCGCCCUCGUCGCGAAUGUAUCGCACGCCGUGGAGGAGGAUCGGUCGUCGGUGAGUGUCAGGGCUAGGGUAGCGCCGGGUGAGAAGGAUCAGGGAUGGAGCGGCUCGAGAACAGCGGCAUCGAGGGUUUCUGUGGCGACUGUGGCGAUUCUCACGCUUGGAAUGGCUGCCGCUACUGGUCUCGGUGCCGUGCCGUUCUUCUUCGUGGAGUUGCAAGCAAAAUGGGCCGGACUGUGCAACGGGAUCGCGUCUGGAGUGAUGCUUGCCGCGAGCUUCGAUUUAAUCCAGGAAGGCCAGAGGUUUGGAGGAGGAAAUUGGGUGGUGGCGGGCAUUCUUUCGGGUGGACUCUUCAUUCUCUACAGCCAAAAGGUUUUGGAGAGGUUUGGGGACGUGAAGCUCAUGGAUGUCAAGGGUGCUGAUGCAAGGAAAAUGCUCCUUGUGAUUGGUAUCAUGACGCUUCACUCGUUUGGAGAAGGAUCUGGAGUGGGAGUUUCCUUUGCCGGACCCAAGGGACUCUCGCAAGGACUCACUGUGACGCUGGCGAUUGCUGUGCACAACAUUCCCGAGGGAUUGGCAGUGAGUAUGGUCCUUGCGUCGCGAGGGGUCUCGGCUCGCAAUGCGAUGCUUUGGAGUACCUUUACUUCUUUGCCACAGCCAUUGGUAGCAGUACCAGCUUUUAUCUGUGCGGAGGCGUUCCAAAAAUUUCUACCUCUCUGCAUGGGCUUCGCUGCGGGAUGCAUGAUCUGGAUGGUCCUGGCCGAAGUUCUUCCCGACAGUUUUAAGGAUGCCGAUGCUUCCGAAGUUGCCUCCGCGGCAACCGUCUCGAUAGCUUUCAUGGAGAUUCUAAGCGCAGUCAUGGAAAGCGGAGCCAGAUGGAACAACACUGGCUCUGCUCUUCUCUGGUCACUGCUCUUCGGACUGGGGCCUUUCAUCGGCGGCCUCGCUCUAGUUUCGCUCGUCGGCUCGAUCAGAUUACCUUACUCAUUCUUUGGCUCAGUGGGAUCCGGGAUAGCACUCGUCCUGGCUCUCUGGAGGCCGUCACAGCUCUGGCUCUCGGGAAAGAUGGACAGACUAGUUCUCUCGGGGCUCUUCUUCCUGGGAACUUGUCUAUGGAGGCUGGCUCACCUGUGGGAAAGCAGAAGACCCCGGAAGGCCGAAGUGGAAGUUUUCAUCACCAAGCCAAAGCAAGCCAGCAGCCUGGCUUCCGGGGCGAUUCUAGCAGCAGGGACAAUGGGCUUCCACGCCUUUGCGGAAGGCUUAGCUCUGGGUGUGGCGGCCAGCAAAGCUUACGGACUUGGAACUCAUAUGCUCUUGCCGGUUUGUCUCCACGGACUCCCGCGAGGGGCCGCUGUAGCGAGCACCAUCUAUGGAGCUACUGGAAGCUGGCAGCAGGCAUUGGUUCUAGCAACAGUGACGGGAUUUGCGAGUCCGGUGGGUGCGAUUGUGGCGAUUCUGGGAGGACUGAGCUACAGCGGACUAGAUUUUUGGAUGGUGGUGGCGUGUGGAAGCUUGGUUCCAGCGUUUGGUCGCCAGAUUUUGGUGAGAGCUGCUGGAAGGAGGGGCGCGAGCAGCGUGGUGAUGGGACUGGUGACUGGCUUUGGGUUUGCGAGCGCGCUUCUUACCAGCACUCGAAUGGUUUGUUUGUAUACGCCUUACUGUAGCUCGGCUCCAGAAGCUGUGACUUAAGUUAAACAGCAAUUUAAAGGAGCCUUUAAAGCU
Selaginella moellendorffii is the source of this 1868-nucleotide messenger RNA. RefSeq names its product putative zinc transporter At3g08650. Gene Ontology annotation, molecular function: zinc ion transmembrane transporter activity. Gene Ontology annotation, biological process: zinc ion transmembrane transport. The transcript is spliced from 5 exons. Gene Ontology annotation, cellular component: membrane. Lineage: Eukaryota; Viridiplantae; Streptophyta; Lycopodiopsida; Selaginellales; Selaginellaceae. The record is from RefSeq and is a predicted model, not a curated record. The coding region runs from base 105 to 1835 and encodes 576 amino acids.